CUGAUGGCACCUUUUUAGUGUCAUCAUUUAUUGAUGAGGACAAGUAACUCAGCAAGCUCUUUAAAUUGGAUAAGUUUUCUGCUCGCAACCAAUAAUCACGUAUAUAAAAGGACUCGACGUUGGGUCAAAAAGUAUCAUUCGUUUCUUUCCAAUUCAACGGUUAAGAGUGCACUACAAUCAAAACUGUAGCUUCCACCAUGAAGGCGUUCAUUGUGUUGUCCAUGGCUUUGGCUAUCGCUUCCUGCGCAGCAGUCGACGAUUCCACUAGUAAGAAAGAAAAACGUGGCCUCUGGGAAUUGGGCGAUGAUCAUAGCAACUUCGGAUAUGAUGAUCACCAUCACCACUAUGACGACGAUCAUCACGAACUGAAGCACAUUUCCACAACCAUUACCAAGAAAGUCCCGGUCCCAUACCCAGUUGAAGUUGAGAAACACGUCCCUUUUCCAGUGAAGGUCCCUUAUCCGGUUCAUGUCGAAAAGAAGGUUCCAGUUGUUGUUGAGAAAAAGGUCCCAGUCUACGUUGAGAAGAAGGUUCCAGUCCAUGUCAAUCGUCCAGUACCAUACCCAGUGGAAGUGAAAGUUCCCGUUGUUCAAAAGGAAUACGUCGAAGUGCCGAAACCAUACGCAGUUCAUGUUGAGAAGCCAGUUCCCGUGUACGUGCAGAAGCCAGUGUAUGUCGAAAAACCUAUCCCAGUGACGGUGCACAUCAAGGAGCACAAGAAGCAUUGGGGUCUGUUUUGAGGGAAUUGUGAUAUGUGAAUAGUUAAAACUAGGAUGAAUAUUACCUAUUUGACCCAUUUAAGGGAAAAUAUA
This is a messenger RNA of Wyeomyia smithii (pitcher-plant mosquito), 812 nucleotides long. RefSeq names its product mantle protein-like. The record is from RefSeq and is a predicted model, not a curated record. Bases 198 to 740 code for a protein of 180 amino acids. The transcript is spliced from 2 exons. Lineage: Eukaryota; Metazoa; Arthropoda; Insecta; Diptera; Culicidae.